Messenger RNA from Exaiptasia diaphana, 793 nucleotides. RefSeq lists its product as uncharacterized. The record is from RefSeq and is a predicted model, not a curated record. The coding region runs from base 46 to 456 and encodes 136 amino acids. Lineage: Eukaryota; Metazoa; Cnidaria; Anthozoa; Actiniaria; Aiptasiidae. The transcript has 2 exons.
GCAAUAUUAAAACCAGAUUUAGCGAAAUGCCCUACGGUAGAGAGAAUGAGAGAGGCUGUUGGAAAGAUGAAGCCACGCAUGACCGGAGAAGAGAUAGGGUGGUGGGAAAGGACAAUAGAAGAAGAGCAAGCAAAGAUAAAACAGUGGAAUGAACUAAGCGACUGCCAGUAUAAGGAAGCAGGAAAGGCAUUCGACUUGUUGUCCUUUCGCUAUCACCCACCCGACCCAGAUCCAGAAACGUAUGACGAAGAAUAUGAAAAACGGAGAGAAAUGCUUCAGAAGCAGAUCGAUAAGAGAAACACCUUCAAACCAGUAAAUAAAACUAUUUAUUGUUAUUUUCCUUACUUCACUGUGAUUAAUGUACAGAUGAAAUAUCUUUUUCUCAGGUUUUAUUGGUCAAGAAGGCAAAGUAGCUGCGCUGAAUUGUACUCAAAAGAUACCAUAACGCAAGUAUAAGCAAAAAUCGAUCGAGAACUCCUAUUUCUUGAGUUAAAUGUGUCUUUAUUCACUUUUCUAUUUUUCUAUACAAAAAAAGAAACAAACGCAAAAAACAACAACUGUCGUGAUGAGAAGUAUUUGGGUAAUAAAACGUAAGAGGGCAUUGUCUUGAACUAAUUACGAGCUCAAAAUUCGUUUUGACUUGUCGUGAUAAGAUAGGUAGAUUGCUUUGUGCUUAUGCUUUCGUUUCAAAUGGGAAGAAGGCUAUAAUCCUAUAUAGUGAAACAUUUCAGUAUGUUACAAAGCUCUCAUGCAUUGUGCAACUUUGGGAACGAGCCGAUACUCAAGUGGACAA